CUCUGAUAGAUAUGUAGUGGUAAACAUAAGAUUGUUUAAGAAAUUGUAAAUUGACGAAAAUAUAUAUUGGUACUAAUUGUCUUUUAAAGUUGAAUAUUAAAAGUAUUUAAGAUGCGACGGCGUGUUGGUGGUGUAGGAGCUAUACAAAAACAUCAGUUAGCUCAGACACGCUUUAAAGAUAAAGGAUCGGAAAUAGCUGAUGAUCAGUUGCAGCAAAUGACAAAACAAAUGGAAACUUUCAGAACAAAUUUACAAGAAUUUGCUGGAAAAUAUAAAAACAAGAUAAAGAAAAAUCCACAAUUUAGACAACAAUUUCAAGAAAUGUGUGCAGCUGCAGGUGUAGAUCCUUUAGCAUCCAGCAAAGGCUUCUGGGCGAAUAUGUUGGGAGUUGGUGAUUUUUACUAUGAACUUGGAGUUCAGAUUAUUGAAGUUUGCUUGGCCACACGUCACCGAAACGGAGGGUUAUUAAAUUUAGAAGAAUUGCGUCAACUUCUGAUUAAAUCCAGAGGUGGUAUUCAAAAGCAAGAAGAUAUUGGAUAUGACGACGUACUUCGUGCUAUAGAUAAAUUAAAAAUUCUUGGUGAAGGGUUUCGAACAAUUACAUGUGGAUCAGUGAAAGAUCAUAUUGUGCAAUCUGUUCCUGCAGAGCUAAGUGUCGAUCACACUAAAAUCAUACAAAAGGCUGGUACAACUGGACAUGUUACUCUCUCUGCUUUAAUUCAAGAUUUUGCUUGGGAACAGUUGCGUGCUGAAGCUGCUCUUACCGAUUUAAUUAAAGAAGGUUUGGUGUGGAUAGAUGACCAGUUUGAAGGUGAACCAUCCUAUUGGUUUCCUGGGUUACAAAAAUUUUAAAUUUACUGUCUAAUGUUUCCAAUUCCUUUGCCAGUAAUAUUUGUGCUAAAUAGAUGAAUUUUUAUCUUUUGGCUCGAAAACGAGUAUACAAAAAAAAAAAAAAAAAAAAGGUGUAGCAUUCUGUUCCCUCAUUAAUGUCAUGUACACUGCUGUUUGCAAAGUUUUGAGGAAAAAUACUUUUUUUAUUAUUGUACCUACAUAUGCUCUUUAUUUCAUGUUUAUAUUUAUUAAAAUUUUAUAAAUGCCAUAUUCAAAUAAAAACAGAGCUAAGUAUAAUAAUGUAAUGUAAAAUUUAUUAUAUAUUGUAAAGAAGUGUGUUGAAUAAAAGACUAACAAAUGACUAA
This is a messenger RNA of Stegodyphus dumicola, 1196 nucleotides long. It is a transcript of the gene lsn, whose product is annotated as vacuolar-sorting protein SNF8. Gene Ontology annotation, biological process: protein transport to vacuole involved in ubiquitin-dependent protein catabolic process via the multivesicular body sorting pathway. Lineage: Eukaryota; Metazoa; Arthropoda; Arachnida; Araneae; Eresidae. Gene Ontology annotation, cellular component: ESCRT II complex. The record is from RefSeq and is a predicted model, not a curated record.